Messenger RNA from Oncorhynchus nerka (sockeye salmon), 741 nucleotides. RefSeq names its product sterile alpha motif domain-containing protein 5-like. The coding region runs from base 1 to 741 and encodes 246 amino acids. Gene Ontology annotation, molecular function: protein binding. Lineage: Eukaryota; Metazoa; Chordata; Actinopteri; Salmoniformes; Salmonidae. The record is from RefSeq and is a predicted model, not a curated record. The transcript has 3 exons.
AUGACCACCCGUGGACCUAGCAUCGUGUUUGAGUGGCUGAAGACCCUCCAGCUCUCUCAGUAUGUGGAGUCCUUCGUGGAUAACGGCUAUGAUGAUCUGGAAGUUUGCAAACAAAUUGGGGCCCCCGACCUGGAUGCUAUCGGUGUCUACAUACCGCACCACCGGCGAAGGAUCAACAACGCGGUGCAAAGGCUGAAAGAUGAGGAUGAGGAAGCCGCCGGGCUUUACUUCACACUUGAGCCAAUGCCCACCACCCCCCCCAACCUGUUGGAACAUUACGAGUCCAAACUCUGGGGGUCAAAGUCUUGGACCGAACCGGACAGUGACUGGGUCGGGAGGAAUGGGGGUACAUAUCUGUGUGCGCAAAGGAACCUGAUGCUUGGCAACCGAAGGGAGUUGGCGAUUUACCCCAAAAUGAAGCUGAAGAUCAUGAUUAGGGAUAAAGUCAUCAGAGAUGGCAUCAACAUCGCCAGGCCACCAUACUCAAACAAGGCCCCAGAGUCUGCAACACCACUAAACAAGGGGCACCACCAAGCAAGCGGGACCAUGAAGACCGAGGAGCUCUCCAAACACAUCAGGGACAAAGUUGUGGAGAAGAGGCUGAAGAAAUUUGUCUUGGCCAAUAGCACCUUCACAAACUUCUACAGAUGCACCAUUGAGAGCAUCCUGUCGGGCUUUAGCACCAUCCGCAACUGCAGGGCUCUGGUGUGGUCAGCCAAACACAUCACUGGGGGCACAUAG